AAUUGUGCAGGCUUACUAGUAUCUGAGAGGCUCUCUCUGUACCAUUAUUUAUAUAUUUAUAGGAACAGGGUAGCAUUUGUUGUAGCGUCUGUUAGAGACUUGAGCUUGAGUCAGCCGAUUCUCGAACGAUUCUAGAUAGUGACCUAAAACAUUAUGGCUGGAGGUAAAGCUGGAAAGGAUUCGGGAAAAGCCAAAGCUAAAGCUGUGUCUAGGUCGGCAAGGGCUGGACUUCAGUUCCCUGUUGGUCGCAUCCACCGGCAUCUAAAGAAUAGGACAACGAGUCAUGGUCGAGUUGGUGCUACUGCUGCUGUUUAUAGUGCCGCAAUUCUGGAAUAUUUGACAGCCGAGGUGUUGGAGUUGGCGGGAAACGCCUCGAAAGAUCUCAAAGUGAAACGUAUCACUCCUCGCCAUUUACAGCUUGCCAUUCGCGGUGAUGAAGAGCUUGACAGUUUAAUCAAAGCGACCAUUGCUGGAGGAGGUGUUAUUCCUCACAUUCACAAGUCCCUUAUUGGUAAGAAAGGGGGGCCUACCCCAGGAAAUCCAAAACCAUAAAGUUAGCUGUAAUGAAGAUUGAUCAUCCGGAUUAUCAGCAUUGAAUGGAAACAACUUUCGCCCGUGACCUCAUCGAAAAAUAAGAAUUAUCUCCUUGUAUUGACGCGACUACAAUUUCAGUUUUGGUUUCUCUUCCCUGUCUUGUCGUACCUCAUCAAACCAUCCCAGACCUUUUUUCAGCUGCAUUUUUCUUCUCCUACGAUGGACCACUUCAUUUAUUUUUCAUUCUAAAAUUGUCAUCUAUUCGCUCGUUUUUUCACCCUUCGGAUUGUUAAGAGAACUCAAAAGAGAAAUAGAAAUACAAUGUCGCUUUUUUAAA
Messenger RNA from Daphnia magna, 871 nucleotides. RefSeq names its product histone H2A.V. The coding region runs from base 154 to 552 and encodes 132 amino acids. The transcript has 5 exons. Gene Ontology annotation, molecular function: structural constituent of chromatin; protein heterodimerization activity; DNA binding. The record is from RefSeq and is a predicted model, not a curated record. Lineage: Eukaryota; Metazoa; Arthropoda; Branchiopoda; Diplostraca; Daphniidae. Gene Ontology annotation, cellular component: nucleosome.